AUGCCGCCAUUGGCAGCCUUUCCCAUCUUGGCACUGCCAACCAAGCUGUCACCUGUGGCCACCUCUGCCAUGUUGCCAACUAUGCCAACAGAGGCCUUCUUCACUGCUCCACCACCAACCAUGCUAUCUAAGGCCUUCAUCACCACCCCAUCAUCAGCUGUGCUGCUGAAGGCCUCCAUCACCACCCCAUCACCAACUGUGCUGCUGAAGGCCCCCAUCACCACACCAUCACCAGCUGUGCUGCCCAAAGCUUCCAUCACCACCCCAUCACCAACUGUGCUGCCAAAGGGCCCCAUCAACACACCAUCACCAACUGUGCUGCUAACAGCCUCCAUUGCCACCCCAUCAUCAACC
This is a messenger RNA of Pelecanus crispus (Dalmatian pelican), 354 nucleotides long. Lineage: Eukaryota; Metazoa; Chordata; Aves; Pelecaniformes; Pelecanidae. The record is from RefSeq and is a predicted model, not a curated record.